Messenger RNA from Ricinus communis (castor bean), 935 nucleotides. RefSeq names its product vesicle transport protein GOT1. The transcript is spliced from 8 exons. The record is from RefSeq and is a predicted model, not a curated record. Gene Ontology annotation, biological process: retrograde transport, endosome to Golgi; endoplasmic reticulum to Golgi vesicle-mediated transport. Bases 190 to 612 code for a protein of 140 amino acids. Lineage: Eukaryota; Viridiplantae; Streptophyta; Magnoliopsida; Malpighiales; Euphorbiaceae.
UCAUUAAUUCCAAAACUCAGCCUUCUAUUGGCCGAAAUCCGUCACUCUUCUGCAUAUCUCGCAAUCCACGCAUCGCUGCAGAUCAUUUUUCAAUCGGAGAAUCAGUGGCUUCCGUUUUCUCCAUAAUAUUUUGUCUAAUAAGGUGAUAAAAAAACUAGUUGACACAAAAAAAAAAAAAUCAGCAGCGCGAUGGUUUCUUUUGAAAUGAAUGACCGCAAGAAGAUUGGCCUAGGCUUGACUGGAUUUGGCAUAUUUUUCUCAUUUAUGGGAAUUAUUUUCUUCUUUGACAAGGGAUUACUUGCCAUGGGAAAUAUCCUCUUUAUCUCAGGAGUGAGUCUGACCAUCGGACCAAAAUCCACCAUGCAAUUCUUCAUGAAACGUCAAAAUUUUAAGGGAACUAUCUCAUUUGGUGCGGGCUUCUUUUUUGUUGUCAUAGGAUGGCCAAUUAUCGGCAUGAUUCUGGAAUCAUAUGGGUUCAUUGUGCUCUUCAGUGGCUUUUGGCCUACACUGGCGGUGUUUAUGCAGAGGAUACCUAUUCUUGGUUGGGUGUUCCAACAACCUUUUAUUAGAUCGGUCAUGGAUCGUUAUCGCGGCAGAAGAGUUCCAGUUUAAAUACUCCGAGAUGUACAACUAAUCUUUGAAUAGGUCCACGUGUAAGCGCUGUAGACAAAAAAAGAAGAAUACUCUAGCUCCAGCCCUUUAAUAUUUUUGGGUUUAGGGAUGGGUGGCUGUGCAAUUAUGAGAUUGAAGAAAGGUUGAACCAAGCUGCAUAUAGGUCCAUUUCUAAGUCCUUGUAAAAAAAUAUCUCCAGGAUUUUUCUUUUUGGUUCUGUUUGCUGAAUGUAGAAAGAUUCUAUUCAUUUGUGACGAGCCUUUUUCUGUCUUUCUAAAGGUAAAAAAAAAAAGAAAAGAAAAGAAAUUUGUUCAGUUUAUCCA